AUGUCAUUAACUACAAUGAAUAAAUUUAUAGAUGAUGUUGAGAUGGGUCAUUUUGCUUCUUCAAAUGAUUCGUUAGCAACGACAGGCAUCGGUCCAUGUAUUGGAUUCAUCAUAUUGUUGGAUGAUUAUCAACAUAUAUUAAUUGAACAUCGAAGUUCGAUAAACUUACCACGUGAAUUUGAUUUGGACAAUGUUCGUUCAUUGUUGAAGAAUCUCGUUCGACAUGUAACUACAACAUUACCUGGAUUAAGUAUUACGCAAGUUUAUUAG
Rotaria sordida is the source of this 270-nucleotide messenger RNA. The record is from the annotation of a GenBank genome assembly. NCBI's taxonomy places the organism in Eukaryota, Metazoa, Rotifera, Eurotatoria, Philodinida, Philodinidae.